AUGCCCAGAGUCGACUUCAUCAGUAUCCAACUGGACUGCUUCUUGGCCCGGACAAAAUGCCGUGUUGCAUUGGAACAACAGCGUGACGCAACAGAUCCUCUCGGGACAUUUUCCAACCUGAAAAUCUGCUCAAGAUUGCAUUCUUCAUGGUCUCUGUCACCUGCAACUCCCCUCUUGCAUCAAAAAAUCGCCCAGCAUUUUGCCUUUUCCCGCCAUCAAUCCCUUCAUUUGGUGCUUAUUUCCUUCAAUGUUCUCUUAAGCUCCUCCGUCAUCUCUACGACCCACCGCUUACUGCAAGCAUCUCGGUCGUUGACGGCCUUGACCUCAUCAGGUAUGGGCGCACCUCCAGUAUCCUAUGGCGUGCUCCUCUACCCCGGAUUCGGGGUUCUCGACAUCGCCGGUCCCCUCGAGUGUCUCAACACACUCGCCGAGUGCCUGCCCGGCGCCAAACUGACUCUCUCCGUCAUCGGUCGCCCAGUCCACACCGACCGCCAAGUACCCAUGAGAUUAUCACCCGCCAACCUCAACGAGGGGCCGCCUCGCUCCAAGCCCACCAACGGCUUCCACUUAAAAGCCUCGCAAUUCCAUCUCCCCACGCACACCUUCGACACAGCACCCCCGCUGGACGUUUUGGUCCUUGGCGGCGGGCUCGGCAGCCUCCCAACAGACCAGGUCGAGCCCGAAAUCAGCUUUCUAAAAGCCGUCUUCCCGUCACUCAAGUACCUCUUCACCGUGUGCACGGGCUCCGCCAUGGCAGCCAGGGCAGGCCUGCUGGAUGGUCUCCGCGCCACGUCCAACAAUGCCGUCUGGAAACAAGUCGUCGAGUGCGGCCCCAAGACACACUGGGUGGCGCGCGCGCGUUCGUCGUGGCCGGCAAGACAUGGGCCGGACCCUUUGAAUGAUCCGUUUGCUGAUGUCUUUGGCGCACACGAUGUGCUCCCCAAAGCGUAG
Molecule: messenger RNA, 951 nt
Organism: Metarhizium acridum CQMa 102
Lineage: Eukaryota; Fungi; Ascomycota; Sordariomycetes; Hypocreales; Clavicipitaceae
Source: RefSeq, a predicted model, not a curated record